Molecule: messenger RNA, 2397 nt
Organism: Misgurnus anguillicaudatus (oriental weatherfish)
Lineage: Eukaryota; Metazoa; Chordata; Actinopteri; Cypriniformes; Cobitidae
Source: RefSeq, a predicted model, not a curated record
AUAAAUUAUGAACAUUAAAUAAGCAAAUGUGUGUGAAUAGUAGUAAAUUAUGACAUUUCUUUCUGUGAGCGAAGAAGGCGGAUCGCCUCAGAGAUCGGUUCAGUCACGAGAGGAUCAGACACACGCGGAUCAACUCAAACUCUAACGAAAACCGAUGCUCUUUGUCAGAUGAGAAGUGCAGAAUGAGAAGUCGGUCACUGCUGCUGAUGCUGAUGUUGGUUAUAACCCAGCUGACAGCUGAGGUGUGUCAUUGUGAGGAUGUAGUUAUCACAUCAAGGAUGUCAUUAUCAACCGAGGAGGUGACAGACAUCCCAGCAUCCAUUCAGGAUCUAAAAAUAGCACGUAAACAGAUCCUAUCGGCCCAGUUUGAGUGUUACCUGAAAAUAUUACACGACCCUCCACGCAGUGAACCAGGACCGUAUUGUAACCGCACAUGGGAUGGCUGGUUGUGUUGGGGAGACUCCGCCCCCGGUAUCGCAGUACAGCUCUGUCCCACCUACUUCCUGGACUUUGAUCCAUCUGAGAAAGUGACCAAAGUGUGUAACUCAGAUGGCCAUUGGUUUCGACACCCGGAGAGCAACCGACUGUGGUCCAAUUAUACUCAAUGUUCAGAGUACACAGAGGAGAAACGCAAGUUGGCGUAUGUUGGUUAUUACCUGGCUGUGGUGGGUCAUGUCCUGUCCAUCAUCUCACUCUUGAUCUCGAUGUGUAUCUUCUCCUGUUUCAAAUGUUUGAGCUGUCAGCGCAUCACGCUUCAUAAAAACAUGUUUACUUCGUUUAUCCUCAACUCAGUCGCCACCAUCGGCUGGUUCUACUUGGUCACCGGAGAGCACCAGGAGAAAACUUACUUUUCUCAGAUCGGUUGUAAGAUUUUGGCCAGUAUAACCCAUUACACCUCCUGCUCCAGUUACUUCUGGAUGCUCUGUGAGGGAAUCUAUCUUCACACGCUCAUCAUCGUGGCUGUGUUUGUAGGAGAACAGCAGCUAGGGUGGUACUACGUCCUCGGGUGGGGUUUUCCUGUAAUUCCCGUUGUUGUGCACGCAGUGGCACGCCUGCUCUUUCACGAUGACAAGUGUUGGUUUAUUAACACAAAUCUGCUGUACAUCAUACACGGUCCUAUCCACGUGGCUCUACUGGUCAAUCUCUUCUUCCUUCUCAACAUUGUGAGGGUGUUGAUCACUAAACUGAGGGUCACUCAUCUCACUGAGACCAAUGUCUACAUGAAAGCCGUGAGAGCCACGAUCAUCCUGGUGCCGCUGCUCGGAGCUCAAUUCAUCCUGGUGCCCCUGCAGCCCAGCGGACGAGUUUCGUUGGCCAUCUAUGAUUUAUUCAUGAACAUCUUUGCACAUUUUCAGGGGCUUCUGGUGGCCAUAAUCUUUUGCUUCUGUAAUGGAGAGGUGCAGUCUGCUCUCAGACGAAAGUUUGCUCAGUACGGGUGUCAGUGGAGACGCAGACGUCUGGUGAUGACCGAUUCUCACUGUAACUACCAAACAAACUCCUCCAUCACCGAAAACAGUCGUGUCACCAUCAGUCUGGAUCAUGAGAAGAUGCAGACGCUUAACGGCCAGACCAACGGCAGACGACGCUCAAACGGAGAUCCUGACGGAAGCAUGAAGUCAUCUGAAAUCUGAUCGUCCUCCAGCAGAUACCAGUGUUGUGUUAACUUUUUUGUGAUGUAUCAUUAUUAACACCUAUACCACGGGUCUGUUGAAUGCUGUAUUCUGAUUGGUUGAGAAAUGUUCCACGGGUACGCAUUAUUUUUCGAUAACCGCACACCUAACUUUUCAAUUGUCUUACACCAGAUCAAUGUUUGUGGUAACCGUGGUAUAAGCGGAAUAAUUGACUCCGGUCCUUUGAAUUAUUUGAAAAUAAUGCACAAUUUACCACCUUGGGUGUGCAUUAUUUUCUUAUAAUUCAAUGGCCCGUCUUCAAUUAUUCUUUACGUAUCAGCUGCACAUACACUACAGACUUUCACAUCUGAAAUUAACAUCUGUCUCAAGUGACGUGUGAAUGUUCAUGUGCAUGCAGAAGAAAGUAUCAGAUCAUGUAAAGUUGUGUUUGUACACGCCAGACUGAGUAACAGUGAGAUUUGACAAAAUGCAAAUUUUACUAAAUAGUUUAAAAACUGAAUUAGGGCACUGGGACUGAUGUUGAUAUCAGGUGUAAAUUGUGUUUAUGGAUGUCACAUAGAUUGUGUUUGUUUACACACAUUAGUGUCCAUAUGUAUCACUUUUAUGUAUAAAAGUGUUAUGUUGUAAAUAUGACGUUUUAUAAUUACUUGUAAUUUCAUUGUAUCUGUACAAAAAAUAUAUAUAUUUUUAUGUGUGACAUUAUAAAGGCUAAACCAUAUGAGGUGAGGGUAUUGUAAUAAAACAAAUAAUAAAUAGAUCAAAUAAA